Cladocopium goreaui is the source of this 2343-nucleotide messenger RNA. The record is from the annotation of a GenBank genome assembly. Lineage: Eukaryota; Dinophyceae; Suessiales; Symbiodiniaceae.
AUGUGGAUAGGGUCAGAGGUGAGUCAGCAGAUUUUGGUGCCGCGCGCCACUGCGUGGAAUGCAGCGCAGCUGUAUGUGAAACAUUGCUGGAGAACUCUACGGGGCGCUAGUCUCGCAGAAACCGAACAGAUGUCCACGCGAACCAGCCAAGACUUUCGCCAACAGGAAGAGGAGGAUUUGGAGCCCUUGCUGCUGGCGGAGAAUGUUCAAGUGACCAACGGCGGCGUCUCCGUGAUGAUCACCUUCCCCGAAUCCAUCAAUGCGAACCAUGUGGUUUGCCAAUUGAAAGUGGAAGGUUUCAACGAGCGGGGCGAGAAUGUGAAAGCGCGAAGUUCCUUGGAGGGAGAAGAACUUCCGUGCGUUUCACAUCGUUUCAUCGUUUGCCGCACCUGGACCCUGGCGGACUUUGAGUUGAUGUAUGCGUCCUUUUGUCGCAUGAAUAACAUGGAGAUGGAACGAGUCACCGAAGACGCCCUGCAGGAAUAUGGCAUGGUUCUGGCCAAGGACCAGCUCAAGGUCUGCAGCGGUCUGCGGAAGCCCUUGAUCUUCGAGGAGAUCGCGGAUCAGGAAGUCAUCGACUGUCCGGGUCUGAUCAUGGUCAGUGGCGACAACAUCUCGGCGCGCUCGGCCUUGGGUCCCGCCGUGGACUUGACGGGGGGCGGCUCUGAUGCGGGAGGUAGCAUUCUCCGCACGAUCAGCUCCACGAAGUCGCCCUUUCUGGGCGGCAGCGCGGCUUCGCCCUCGGGCCGUCGUGCCGCCAACGCCCAGGUGGAUGUGACCUGGCGAUGCGGAGACGGGGCAGCGUCCUUGAAAAGCGGGUCACUUGGAGCCGACGUUGGUGACAGGAAUAUCGAUCCACCUUCCAAUCCGUGGGCUUCUUGGAGCGGCUUGGCCUGGGAUGAAAAGGUGUCCAGGGAUAUCUCAAGGAACGCCUGGCCCCGCUACCCCCAUGCCCUGGACAUGGGCUACGGCACCGGCUGGAUGCCCAGUUUCCUGCUGUUGAAUUCCUUUUAUCCAGUGGAUAACAUCCUGAACGGCAUCAAAGCAGGAGCCAACGCCUUGGCCCUACCGGUGGCAUACGACACAGUUCGGGCCAUUGGGGGCCGAGCCUUUGCCGACACCUUGCUGCGGGUUGGCACGGCACCGCUCUACGGCCUGGUCCCCUACCUCUGCGAAGCCUUUCUGUACCUGCUGCAGAUGUUCUCAUUUCUAAUGUUGCCCUUCCUGCUGCUGUUCUUUGGUAUGUGCUAUGAGUUGGUGGGCAUGUUCUUCGCCGUGAACCCGGAGGAAUAUUCCACGGAUUCGCGAACUCAGUCGCACAUUCCGGACAUGACCUUCUCUGCAGUUGUCUCAGGACACAGCGUGGAGGAUUGGAUGAAGGGUCUCUCCAGCGUCUCCUUCGUGGCCUUGAUCGGCAGCACCGUCACGGCGAGCACCAUGAUCAUGCUCAUUUGCGAGUCGAACUUCUUGAGGAACCUACCCCCAGCAGCCUUCCAACAUGGUUUUCAUCAGUUGAUGAAUGGCAUGGGAUCCAUGUUGGUCAGCAGUUACGUCUGGGUCAUCCUCAGCUUCGCCAUCUCCAGCGUGCUGUGGUUCGCCAUGGUGGUUGUCAUCUAUCCGGAACAGAUGCUUACAGCCUUAGCGUGUGCUGGCGGUCUGGCGGCCGUCUUUACCACCAUGCUCACGGGGCUGAAAAACACGAAAGAUGAAUUGGAGCGGAUGCUCCACGACGAGAUUCCGGAGGUCUUGGAACUGGUCUGCGACAGUUUCUUGGACCAAUACGACAAGAUAUCUAGUGGCAGCUCCAAACGUGUCAUUGCCACCUACCGGAAGCUGGAAGAAGAAUUGGCGGAGCGCACCCAUGCGUACGUGAAACAUCGCCUGGAGAACAAUAGCCUCAUCAAACAGGAUGUCUUGGGGGACGAGAAGAAACUUCCAAAGGAAGCUCUGGGGUGUCUCUUCACGCGGGCACUGGUGAAGAGUAAACUUUGGAAGGACAUCUUGCACCAAGAGCAGCACGAGGAUGAACACCAGAACCCCGAAGAUAUGGUGCAGACCACCGACACGGUCCUCGAAUCGCUAGGUCUGCCGCAAGAGGAUACCACAAAGAUGCAUUAUUUGGACCUCCGCAUGCGCUUGGAAGACAAAGAGCGUGAGGAAGGCGGUGAGAACAUUCACAAAUAUGGGCCCGAUCUGCAGCAGAAACUGAUGAAGGUCUACGUUCGCAUGCAGGAUGUGCACAUGGAGACCCCACCGGACGUUCACGAAGCAUUGAUCAAUCCGAAACGACUGGCCAAGUGCGACUUGGAGGAGAAAACUUGGGGAUUUUGUGGCCCAAAAUAG